CACACUGCCCACCUUACAAAACACUGACAGCAUCUGCGCUUCAUCUCCUAUAAGCCCAGGUUUCAGCGCCGCACUCUCUCCUUUUGCGCAAGCCCGCUUUGAUUCUUCGACUCGCGAGUUGACCAUCCACGACGCGCCUGUCCCCAAACAGCGCGUUCCUUUGUUCUCCCAGUCUUGUUACUGUUCCAGUCGCGCCUCCAUCACAGAGACCACUGCCCCCGCUACUUGUUAGCCCUCACAUCGUCUGCCCGACACCAGCGCGCCUUUGCACCAACGCCCGCUCAACCCAAGUAUUACCACUCCUCAACCACUCAUCACCAUGUCUUCAAACAAGAUGGAGCAGAGCCUCGACGACAUCCUCAAGGCCUCCAAGACCUCUCGCCGUGGCCGCAGCAGUCGCCGCUCUGGCGCCGGACGCCCAGCCGCCGCUCCAGCUCCUGUUGGCGGUGUUGCAAAGUCUACCAAGCAAGGCAAGCCCGCCAAGGCUGCGCCCGCCGCACCCGCCGCCAUCCUGGCCGGCGAGACCAAGAUCAUGGUAUCCAACUUGCCAAGGGACAUUGACCAAGUCCAACUCCAGGAUUACUUUGCUUCAGCAAUCAACGUAGGCCGACCAAAGAAGGUUCUCCUCCAGUAUGAUGCUGCUGGCCGUAGCGUUGGCAGUGCAACCAUCAUUUUCAACAAGCAUGAGCAGGCUGCCAAGGCUACUGCUGCUCUGGACGGGGUCAAGAUUGAUGGACGCCCUGUUCGCGUUGAGAUGCUUGUCAGCCCUAGCGCAAUCCCGGCUGCUGCACGCCCAGCUUCCCUCGCCGAUCGCGUUACCCAACCAAAGAAGGAUAAGCCCAAGCCCGCCACUACGGAAAAGGCUGCCGCCGGUGCCACUCGUGGACGUGGACAGACCCGUGGACGCGGAAAGGGUCGUGGCGGUCGUGACGCACGCCCAAAGAAGAAGACUGUCGAGGAACUGGAUGCUGAGAUGGCCGACUACUUCCCUGGAGGUGAGACCAGCAACGCUGCCAGUGGCGCUGAGGUCGCCCAGGUUACCGCCGGCGGUGACACUGCCAUGGACGAUGAGAUGCUCUAAACGCCAUUUGUAUCGGCAUUUCUCCCAACACCCCCAUUACUCUGUUAUGAUUUAAUUGAACAUCGGUUGAAACUUGGUCGGCUUUUCCGGUAGUCUGUCUGGCUUUACAUUUUCUUUUCUUGGGAGCGUCAUCAUUUGGAAAAUAUCAUACCACGAUUAGUCGGUUCGCUGUCAGUUCGAGUUCAGCGGUAUAUUCAAUUCGACUUUUGCACACUGCUCAUGGACAUUUCGUUUUCGGCUCUCAAAUUGUACUAUUAUGAGCCUGGGUAGCGACAAUGAAGAAUGGUCAUGCUUGUACA
Messenger RNA from Bipolaris maydis ATCC 48331, 1380 nucleotides. RefSeq lists its product as uncharacterized. NCBI's taxonomy places the organism in Eukaryota, Fungi, Ascomycota, Dothideomycetes, Pleosporales, Pleosporaceae. The record is from RefSeq and is a predicted model, not a curated record. Gene Ontology annotation, biological process: mRNA export from nucleus. Gene Ontology annotation, cellular component: nucleus. Gene Ontology annotation, molecular function: mRNA binding.